CUGCGCAUCCCUCGGACACAGCGGAUCACCGAUCACGGAAAGAGCCGAAGAUGUCGGCUCGGUCAUGUGAUCAGCCGUGUCCAAUCACAGCUGAUCACAUGGGACAUGUACACUGAUGAUCAGGGCACUGAUGAUCAGUGUGCCCUGAUGAUCAGUGUAGCCCCAGCAGUGCCACCUGUCAGUGUCCAUCAGUGCCUUAUGUCAGUGCCUCGUGCCAGUGCCCAUCAGUGCCACAUCAAUGCCACAUAUCAGUGCCUACCAGUGCACAUCAAUGCCACAUAUCAGUGCCCAUCUGAGCUGCCUUUCAGUAUCAUCCAUCAGUGCCAGUCAGUGCCAUCUAUCAAUGCCAAUCAGUGCCACCUAUUAGUGCUGCCAAUCAGU
Staurois parvus is the source of this 381-nucleotide messenger RNA. The record is from the annotation of a GenBank genome assembly. NCBI's taxonomy places the organism in Eukaryota, Metazoa, Chordata, Amphibia, Anura, Ranidae.